CUGUAUGAUAGCGCCGAAAAUGUGAGCAAUGGUCGAUUGGGGGCCAGUUCCGCAGCGGCACUAAUGGGCUCGCCCGAAAGCGGCGCUUUUUCGCCCGGGAUCUCGUCACCAUUGCCAUGCGGAGCAAAUUCAGCGGGUCCAGUGAUUGCAUCCAGUGCCGCAUCUGAUACGUCCGAUUCGAGUGCCGUAACACCGAAUAAAAAAUCAACAACACGUCGUAACGCCUGGGGUAAUAUGUCCUAUGCCGAUCUCAUCACUCAGGCUAUCGUUAGCUCACCCGAAAAACGACUCACCCUUUCGCAAGUAUACGAGUGGAUGGUACAGAAUGUGCCGUACUUCAGGGAUAAAGGCGAUUCCAAUAGUUCUGCCGGCUGGAAGGUUGGCAUUUUUCACUUUUUAUUUUCUCAUGUUUCUAGUAAAUUUGCAUUGAUGCCAUUCGAAAAAUGA
Gongylonema pulchrum is the source of this 447-nucleotide messenger RNA. NCBI's taxonomy places the organism in Eukaryota, Metazoa, Nematoda, Chromadorea, Rhabditida, Gongylonematidae. The record is from the annotation of a GenBank genome assembly.